Messenger RNA from Amorphotheca resinae ATCC 22711, 708 nucleotides. RefSeq lists its product as hypothetical. Bases 1 to 708 code for a protein of 235 amino acids. The transcript has a single exon. The record is from RefSeq and is a predicted model, not a curated record. NCBI's taxonomy places the organism in Eukaryota, Fungi, Ascomycota, Leotiomycetes, Helotiales, Amorphothecaceae.
AUGUCCACCUACCCAACCCCGCCUCCCACGAACUCUCCACCAACACGACGCGACAAAUCCUCCUACGAACCGCAGCCACAACCACAACCACAACCACAACCCUACGAACACAUCAUGCAGCAACCCUACGAGUCCACCGUGCAGCAACCCUACGAACACAGCAUGCAACAACCCCACGAAUCCUACAUACCACCCACGCAAGAAUACUCUGCCCCCCCUCCCCCAGCAACCCCUCCCCCAACCGGCCCCCCCAAAAUCCCAGCCCAGGAUUCCUACUACUACUCCACCUCCCCCCGGCCUCUCCACUACUCACCGCUCAACAAACCACCCACUCCCUACAACGCCUCGCGGCCACGGCCUCGACCUAACUUUAUCCAGCGCUGCCUCCUCAAGAUCGAGCGCUGGAUUAAGAAAUUCAUACGAUGGGCAAAACACCACCCGAUCAUAGCAGGUUUCUUUACCUUCCUGCCCGUGGCGGGCCUGGCGGGCGCUGUAAAGGCAGGGAAGAUGCUCAGGCGAUCUCUCGGGGGCCGGCAGGGGAAGAUAAAAGGGGGAAGUAGAAGCAAGGGAGCGGUGGAUGAGGGAGGGAUCAUGAAACGUUUGGAGAAGGCUUUGUCUUCGUAUGGAUUCCAUGAGUUUAGAGGGUUUGGGGGCACUAAUGGGGGGGCCUUAGAUGGCAUUUUGAAGGUCGUUCAUCUGUUCAUGUAG